AUGAAAUCAAUGUCUGUUUUCCAUAACUUCACCAACCCCUCCAGCCUCAUCCUGAUGGGCAUUCCUGGCAUUGAAACGGUCCAUGUCUGGAUCUCCAUUCCUUUCUGCACCAUGUACGUCAUAGCCAUCUUGGGGAACUUCACCAUCCUGUUCAUUGUGAAGAGGGAGCCAAGCCUCCAUGGACCUAUGUACUAUUUCCUCUGCAUGCUGGCUGUUAGUGACCUGGUCAUGUCCACAUCCACCUUACCCAAAACACUGGGCAUCUACUGGUUCAAUUCCAGGGAGAUCGAUUUCAGUGCCUGCCUCACCCAGAUGUACUUCAUUCAUUCCUUCUCAGUGAUGGAGUCUGGGAUCCUUGUGGCCAUGGCUUUUGAUCGCUAUGUGGCCAUCUGUGAUCCCCUGAGACAUUCCACCAUCCUGACACACCCCGUGGUGGCCAAGAUUGGCCUGGCUUUCAUGCUCCGCGGUGGCUUGCUCAUACUACCAUAUCCCUUGCUGGCGAGGAGCUGGCCAUAUUGCAGGACCAAUGUCAUUCCCCAUACGUACUGUGAGCACAUGGCUGUGGUGAAACUGGCCUGCGCUGACAUCCGCAUCAGUAGUUACUACAGCCUCUUUGUGGCACUCUCUGUGACCAGUCUGGAUAUAUUUUUAAUUGUUGUGUCAUAUAUUCAGAUCCUAAGGGCCAUAUUCAGUCUCCCCACAAAGGAUGCCCGGCUCAAGAUCUUUGGGACUUGCAGCUCACACCUCUGUGUCAUCUUAGCCUUUCAUAUCCCACGUCUCUUCUCCUUUCUCACACACCGAUUUGGUCAGAAUGUGCCCCUUCAUUUCCGUGUUCUCAUUGCCAAUGUGUACCUCCUGGUGCCCCCCAUGCUAAACCCCAUCAUCUAUGGGGUGAGGACCAAACAGAUCCGGGGCAGGCUGAUUCGGCUUUUUACUCAUAAAAGGACUUAA
Dermochelys coriacea (leatherback sea turtle) is the source of this 951-nucleotide messenger RNA. RefSeq names its product olfactory receptor 52E2-like. Gene Ontology annotation, cellular component: membrane. Gene Ontology annotation, biological process: G protein-coupled receptor signaling pathway. Lineage: Eukaryota; Metazoa; Chordata; Testudines; Dermochelyidae. The record is from RefSeq and is a predicted model, not a curated record. Gene Ontology annotation, molecular function: G protein-coupled receptor activity; olfactory receptor activity. Bases 1 to 951 code for a protein of 316 amino acids. The transcript has 2 exons.